AUGAAGAACGAGCUGAAUAGGAAUUACACAGAAGUGACUGAGUUUAUUCUUCUAGGAUUCAGAACCCCUCCAAAGCUACAGAUCCUUUUAUUCUUAGUGUUUCUGAUGAUUUACAUGGUAAUCGUGGUGGGAAAUAUCAGCAUGAUAAUUGUCAUUAAUAUGGACUCCAGACUUCAAACGCCUAUGUAUUUCUUCCUUAGAAAUUUGUCCUAUUUAGAUCUGUGCUAUUCCACAGUCAUUGCUCCUAAAACUUUAGCCAACUUUUUGACUAAUGAAAAGAAAAUUUCAUACCAUAGCUGUGCAGCCCAGUUUUUCUUCUUUGCCCUGUUCGUCACAACUGAAGGCUUUCUUCUGGCCGUAAUGGCAUUUGAUCGAUUCUCAGCCAUUUGCUCUCCACUUCUUUACCCUGUGCAAAUGUCCCAGAAAGUCUGUGUUCAGCUGGUAACUGGAUCCUAUAUGUGUGGGGGCAUUAAUUCCAUAGUACAAACAGGGUUCACGUUCAGUUUGCGCUUUUGUGGAGAAAACAGACUGGACCACUUUUUCUGUGAUGUCCCUGCCUUGAUCAAGAUCUCAUGUGUUGACACCUUUGUGAAUGAGAUUGUGCUGUUUAUUCUCUCUGCUCUCAUCAUCAUCACCACCACGACUGUCAUUCUGAUUUCCUAUGCUUACAUCCUCUCCACUGUCCUGAAGAUCCCCUCCACCCAUGGCAGGAAUAAGACCUUCUCUACUUGUGGCUCCCAUAUAGCAGUGGUGAGUUUAUUCUAUGGAACUGUGUUCUUCAUGUAUGCUCAACCUGGGGCCAUCUCCUCACCAGAACAAAAUAAGAUUGUGGCUGUGUUCUACACACUUAUAAUACCAAUGCUAAACCCUCUAAUAUACAGUCUGAGAAACAGAGAUGUGAAAGAUGCUGUGAGAAGAAUAUGUGGGAAAUGGUCUUCUCCAUGUUAUAUAUAA
Tupaia belangeri chinensis (Chinese tree shrew) is the source of this 954-nucleotide messenger RNA. Its product is annotated as olfactory receptor 12-like. The record is from RefSeq and is a predicted model, not a curated record. Gene Ontology annotation, cellular component: membrane. Bases 1 to 954 code for a protein of 317 amino acids. Gene Ontology annotation, biological process: G protein-coupled receptor signaling pathway. Lineage: Eukaryota; Metazoa; Chordata; Mammalia; Scandentia; Tupaiidae. The transcript has a single exon. Gene Ontology annotation, molecular function: olfactory receptor activity; G protein-coupled receptor activity.